This is a messenger RNA of Dioscorea cayenensis subsp. rotundata (Guinea yam), 936 nucleotides long. RefSeq names its product salicylate carboxymethyltransferase-like. Lineage: Eukaryota; Viridiplantae; Streptophyta; Magnoliopsida; Dioscoreales; Dioscoreaceae. The transcript is spliced from 5 exons. Gene Ontology annotation, molecular function: S-adenosylmethionine-dependent methyltransferase activity. Gene Ontology annotation, biological process: methylation. Bases 1 to 936 code for a protein of 311 amino acids. The record is from RefSeq and is a predicted model, not a curated record.
AUGAUGAACGUUGAAGAGGUUCUACACAUGGUUGGUGGUGCAGGAGAGACAGGCUAUGCCUUAAACUCAAAGCUUCAAGAGAAAGCCAUAACAAGAACAAAGGACAUAAUGGAGAAAGCUUUGAAGAACAUCAAUGGAGAACUUGUCUCUAAGGGCUUGGUUGUGGCUGAUUUGGGGUGUUCUUCAGGGCCCAAUGCAUUCCUUAAUGGGGAUCAAGUGUUGCCUUAUUAUGUUGCUGGUGUUCAUGGUUCCUUUUAUGGAAGACUCUUUCUUCGCAAUAGUCUUCAUUUUGUUCACUCUUCUUAUAUUCUCAUGUGGCUCUCUCAGGUUCCGCUAGGAAUUGAGAAUGGUGGAGUUAAUAUUAACAAAGGGAACAUAUACAUCUCAAGAACAAGUCCUCCAAUCGUAUCAAGGUUAUAUUUAGAGCAAUUCAAGAGAGGUUUCUUGAGCUUCCUCCAGUUUCGUUCUCAAGAAAUUGUCAAUGGAGGACAAAUGGUUUUGUCCUUUGUGGGCAGGAAAAGUUCUGAUCCAUCUAAAGCUGAACUUUGCCAAUUUAAUGAUUUGGGACUGUUGGAAGAAGAGAAGGUGAACACAUUCAACAUGCCAUUGUAUGCUGCAUCACAAGAAGAAGUGCAACAAGUAAUACAAAGUGAAGGAUCAUUCCACAUUGAACAAAUGCAAAUCCUUGAAUCAAACUGGGACCCAUUUGAUGACUCAGAUGAUGAUCAAGUCUUUCAUAAUGUGAAGAGUAGACACAAUGUGGCCAAGUGUAUGAGAGCAGUGUAUGAACCAUUACUUGUUGGGUACUUUGGGCAGCAAGCCAUUGAUGAUCAAGUGUUUACAAGGAUUGGUCACAAUGUGGCCAUGCAUCCCCUCAAAGAGAAAACCAAGAACAUUGUCUUCAGCUUGGCUUUGAAGGCAAAGGAUCUCAACUAA